AUGACAGUGUUGCGAUGCCAUAUCGAUGCCGAUUUCAUGAUUACUCCACCAAAUCCCCUUAGUUGUAGAAGAACGAUCAUUCCGUGGUAUAACAUUCUGUUCAUCAUGUCGAUUGAUUUAACAUCGAAGUUUUUCAAAUUAUUACGACAUUUUCGACGAGAAGAUUUGGAAACGUUUGCUGAAGAACAUGAUCGAUUGUAUAGAGAAGCGAAGGCAAAGUCGGACUAUUCGUUGGUUACGACGCAUUACUAUUCCGUCAUGUCUACCCUCAUCGAUGAAUACUUUAAUGGGAAUUUUCAUUUUGCACCGCCUCGGCGUAAACAGCAAUCACUGGCAGAUGCACUAAAAGAACUUCAUGAGCGAAUUGGUCACUGUUUGAAACUUACCAAAGGUAAAAAAUGUGUAGAUAUUGGAUGUGGCAUAGGUGGUGUUAUGCAUGAUUUAGCUAUUACUGGAGCUGACUUAACUGGAGUGACAAUAGCAGGAAACGAGGUAGUAAUUGGGAACAAACGCUUCCAGAAUGAAGGUCUCGAAAAUUGCUACAUUGUGCAGGGGAACUAUUGCUGUCUACCAUUAGUGGAUAGUCGUUAUGAUUGUGCAUAUGCGGUUUAUGCGUUGAAAUAUUUGGAAGAUCUGAAACCAGCAUUACAAGAAGUAAAUCGGAUUUUGCGUCCGGGAGGAUUUUUCCUUUUUUAUGAUCUACUGAAAACUGAUAAAUAUCAUUCCUCUUUGGAGGAACAUAAAACAGUUAUUAAGAAUUUGGAGUAUGCUUGCGGUAUGCCUCCUUUGCACACAAAGAAAGAAAUAAUAAGCACAGCAAAAAUUUAUGGUCUGGAAUUGGCGGAAAAUAUUGAUCUUGACCGAGAAACUGGAAAUCCUUAUUACUUUUGCUUCUCUCAUUCUCCUUUGUUUAUGUGGCUUAUUAGCUCGUCAUUGGUUGAUUGGAUAAUUUUGAUCGCACAAACGCUUCACAUUAUACCUAAAGGAUUUCUUCGUUUUAAACGAAUAUUUCUGACUGGCACAGUGAACAGUAUUGUUCAUGCUGGCAAGCUGGGCAUUCUCAGCGGCUCCGAAGUUUUGGUGUUUCAGAAAAUCAAAUGA
Molecule: messenger RNA, 1101 nt
Organism: Cercopithifilaria johnstoni
Lineage: Eukaryota; Metazoa; Nematoda; Chromadorea; Rhabditida; Onchocercidae
Source: the annotation of a GenBank genome assembly